AAUUAUUACUACUAGUAGUACAUGCAUGCCAAAGUUUUCCCAAAGGAGAACUAUUUAAGGAACAGAAGAAGACUCACAGAAAGGAAAGAACAUGGAGGAAGGAGGAUCAGGAGGAGAAGUUAGAUUCAGAGGAGUAAGGAAAAGGCCAUGGGGAAAAUACGCGGCGGAGAUUCGUGAUUCGAGAAAACAAGGCGUACGCGUAUGGUUGGGCACAUUUAAUUCCGCCGAAGAAGCGGCUCGAGCUUAUGAUAAAGCUGCUUUUGAAAUGAGAGGUUCGUUAGCUGUUCUUAACUUUCCUAAUGAAUAUCCUUCUAUGAGUACUCGUGGUAACGCUUCUGCUUCGUCAUCGGGCGAGAAACAAGUUUUUGAAUUUGAGUAUUAUGAUGAUCAACUACUGGAAGAUAUGCUUGGGUAUGAAGAAGAGAAUAAGAAAAAAGGGAGAAAAUGAUCAAUCAAACAAAUGUACUACUGAUGAAUUAGUUCAUUAGAACUACUUCAUAUUUACUAAUUAAUUAAGUAACUAUGAUUUCCAUAAAUCUAUAUUACAAUCAAGUAGAUCCCAACGUACCCAUUUUGGUUUUUAUCUUGAUUACAAAUAUUUUGGGAUGGAUUUAUAUAAUGUAAUGUGUGUGACAGUGUGUGUUUUCUCAAUGUAAAUGUUAAG
This is a messenger RNA of Papaver somniferum (opium poppy), 664 nucleotides long. RefSeq names its product ethylene-responsive transcription factor 14-like. The record is from RefSeq and is a predicted model, not a curated record. Bases 92 to 448 code for a protein of 118 amino acids. The transcript has a single exon. Lineage: Eukaryota; Viridiplantae; Streptophyta; Magnoliopsida; Ranunculales; Papaveraceae. Gene Ontology annotation, biological process: regulation of DNA-templated transcription; ethylene-activated signaling pathway. Gene Ontology annotation, molecular function: DNA binding; DNA-binding transcription factor activity.